Messenger RNA from Lepidothrix coronata (blue-crowned manakin), 4336 nucleotides. RefSeq names its product Fanconi anemia complementation group A (gene FANCA). The transcript has 43 exons. Lineage: Eukaryota; Metazoa; Chordata; Aves; Passeriformes; Pipridae. Gene Ontology annotation, biological process: interstrand cross-link repair; regulation of regulatory T cell differentiation. The record is from RefSeq and is a predicted model, not a curated record. Bases 1 to 4305 code for a protein of 1434 amino acids. Gene Ontology annotation, cellular component: Fanconi anaemia nuclear complex.
AUGGCGGGCGCGGGCGGGCGGAGCUGGCGGGACCUGCUCGCAGGGAGAGCCAGGAAGCGGAAAAGCUCCUUUGGGAGCGGAUCAGAGCUCCAGGAAGCGGCUCUGAGGCUGCUGGAUCACCACCAGAACCUGACUGACCUCCUCCUGGAGGUGGGAGAUUCAGCCAAGCCAAGUGUGCAGGAUGGCACAGAGCAGCUGGGAGUAUCAUCAGAGUCAUUUAUAGUCUCUGUUCUGCAGGAACAGGCCUCCAAACUGGACGUGCCCACAGCAACCUUGGCAGCCAAAACCGCCGUUACCAACAUAGAGCGGAUCUGCCAGGCUCCUGCCAGCCCCUCUCCAGUGCCACUGCUGAGCUUGGACCAGAGAAAGAGGUUGUCUUCCUUGCUUCAAACGGUGAAGGAUUUGCUGGCAAACAAUGUGUUCUGUCGCUCUCUAUUCUGCCAAGAAAUGUGGAAAAUGAAGGAGCCUCCAAUGCUGGAAGUCGUGUGGCACCUGCACAGCAGUGACAUCGCUGGACUGGCAGACCUGCUGGAGAGGAGUCCAGCAGGCCCUGCAGUGGUGGAGUGGCUGUGUAGUGGCCUCUGUGGGAUCUGCCAGCAGGUUGGGAAUGUCCCAUCUGGGGACACGAAGCUGGCACAGCACCUUCUCUCAGACUUUGCCAUCGUGUUCCUUCAGAAUGGCUUUGAGCAAGCUUCGGAGCUGGGAAGGAAGGUGGAAUUCCAGAAGGUUCCUUAUAUCUGCCAUGCUGUCUUGCAGAGAAUGCUGGCAUGGGUGCUCGAUGCUGUUGGUAAAGAGAAGCAGAAAGAUGUUUCCACAUUGCAAGCUGUGAGGUUCUGGCUGAAUGUGUUCAAUGUGUCAGUUUAUGGAAGUGUGGCUGACCCGGAUUCCAUGCGGCAGUUCUUCAGACACACCCUGACCGAGGUUCUCACCUACAACCCAGUGCUGAAAGUGUCUGAUGCCAUCCAGAUGCAGAAAGAGUGGAGCUUUACCAGAACUUCUUCCCUGCUCACUACCCUGUAUCGAAAAUUGUUGGUGGCAUUCAGUGCAAAGGAAUCCAUCUCCCAGCUGCAGCAAAUCCUGGAGACCCAUGAGGUGAACUGGCAGCACGUCCUGUCCUGUGUUUCCACACUGGUGGUGUGUCAGGCCGAAGCUGAGCAGCUCUUCAAGGAUCUACUGAGCCAUCUCCUGCUAAAGGCCUUUGGGAAUUAUGACAUGGAAAAUAUGAUCACCGCAUUCCUGAUCGCUCGUCAGGCUGCUCUGGAGGGCCCUGCUGUCUUCAUGCCUUACUCUGAGUGGUUUAAGGCUUCUUUUGGGAGUGCUGGUGGCCACCAUGGGAGCAGUAAGAAAGCUCUGGUCUUCCUCUUCGAGUUCCUGUCGGAGCUGGUGCCCUUUGAAGCUGCCCCAUACCUGAAGGUCCAUAUAAUGUACCCACCUUUUGUGCCAACGAAACACCGGUCCCUGCUCUUGGAAUACAUCACUUUGGCUAAAACCCGACUGUCUGACCUCAAGGUGGCCAUAGAGGACAUGGGGCUCUAUGAAGACCUGUCUUCCACUGAUGAGGCUGUGCAGCCCCAGGGCCAGGCACUCCGUGAUGUUGAAAAGGCCCUUCAGAUAUUUGAAAAUACAAGGAAGAUCCCAACAUCUGUGAUAGAAGCCAGUAUUUUCAGGCGACCAUAUUACACUUCCUGGUUCCUUCCUGCCUUGCUCAGACCACGUGUGCUCCCUAAAACCCCAGAUGCACGCAUGGCUUUUAUAGACUCUCUGAAGAGAGCUGAUAAAAUACCCUCAAACUUGUACUCCUCAUACCUCCAAGCCUGUCAUGCUAUGAAAGAGAAGAUGUUACAAGAUGGGUCCAAAGCAGAGCCUAGCCUUUCCAAAGAGCCUGUUGAGCAGCUGAAGGCUGAGCUGGCUGAGCUCAGGACACUGUUUGUGGACCAGACUCAGUGGGAAGAUGUGCCAGCACAGAUUGCCGUGAUUUCAGACAGACUCCGGAGUGUCCUGAGUGACAGCAGUGAUGAGAAUGAAGCUGCUCCUUUGAAUUCUCCAAUCCCAGUCUCCAUUCCUGCCCCCAGGCUGGAACCCUGCCAUCGGAGUAUUGUUGAUCUUUUGCUGACAUCAUUCUGCCAAACCCUAAUAGCUGCUUCCUCUUUUAACCCUCCUGACAGGCAGGGCCCAUGCCUCUCCUUGUUGGUGAAGAUGAUCUGUGGACACAGGAAUCUCUUACCUGCACUUCUGGCCAGGCUCUGUCAGCUCAUUUAUCAUCAGGGUCCUUCCCUGACUGAUGCUCAUAUUUUAGGACUAGCAGCUUUUGUGAUCCACUUAAGUGAAUCGAGAGCUUUAAUUCCUGGAGUAGAAGCCAGUUUUGGGAUCUCCCGGCCUGUUGCUGAAAAGGCCUUUUCCAUCUCUGAGUACUGGACCUGCUUGCUCAUGUGCAGGACAGAAGAGUCAUUUGCCUUCUACAUGAGGUUUUGCACUGCAGCAGCAACUUAUGCGAUGUGCAAGUUCUCAUCAUAUUCUCAUGAAGAUUUUUGUGCCUUGAUUCCUCCUGGCCUGAUUAAAAAGCUGCAGCACCUUGUGCCUCGGCUGAGCUUGGAAGCUCGAGGGGUCCUGUGUGGGGAGGACAAAACUGCCCUAACCUGGAGCUCCCUGUCCUGCCCCUCUCUGAACUACAGAAGAGCCAGCCUGUGUUUGUGGAAGCAAGCACUCUUCCAAGAGCUCUUAAAGGAAAAAGCAUUCCAGCUGUCUUUCAGAGAGUGGCUGCUGAUGGAGCUUGAGGUGUGCCCUGAAAAGGAUAUUCUCUCUGCUUCAGAAAGGCAGGAUUUCCAUUACUGGGCCAUCUAUCAACGGUAUCUUCCUGCACCUUCCGCUGCUGGUGGCUGUGAUGGAGACCUGGAGAAGGCAUGUGGAGUUAUUAUCAAUGCCCUCCUGGAUUCCUCACAGAGGCUGGACCUGGGUGGCUGUGGCCAGUCAAAGAUGUCACUUAGCCCUGAGAUUCUCUGCAGGCUGCAGGAGCUGGUGCUGGAGCUGAGCUGUAGGCAAAAGCUGCGUCUCAGCUGCUCGGCUGCCCAGAGACACUUCCUGUUCGAGAUUCUCCAGGGAAGACUGAGAGACAGAAAGCACGGAUCUGCUUUGGAAGAGCAGCUGUGGAGGCAGCAGGAGCUGCUGCUGCACAGAAGGAUUCUGGUCGGGCUCCCUGCAUCUGCUCUGAUCACCGUGUGUUGGAAAGGAAGGAAAACAGUGUUAGACUGUGAAGACUUUUUUCAUUUUGUGAACUCAGAGCUGAAAAAUGUCUGUUCCAGAGGGUACGCGCUCUCCUACGACAUCACAGCUCACUUCUUCAGGGGCCUGCUCAAUGCCAGCUUGGACUGUGAGGAGGCAGCAGAGGGGGUCAACGAUGCUCUAACAGCCUGUCAAACCAAAUGUCCCCUGGUGCUCCUCUCUGCAGCGCUGUGGUGGCCAAGGCUGGAGCCAGUACUUUGCUCUCAGUGGAAGAGACUCUUUGGGGCUCCACUUGCAGAAGAGCUGGACAGACUGAGGGGCUGGCAGUCCUCAGGUACCAGAUUCCUUUCUUCAGGAGCUGUUUUCCCUCUCUCUGACCCUCCCUGGCUCUUGGCUGCCUUCCUCCACAGUGCCAUCCUACAGCAGUCACCACGUGGACGAGGGAGAGAGGCACUUGAGAGGCUGGGGACUGAUGCAGAGCAGCUCCUUGUUUCCCUGCUGUUCUUCUCACUCCUGGAUCUCAUCUCAGCCAAAAUAGCACCAAAGGAAGGAGUGGAUUUUCAGACAUCUCUGGAAUGGUCCCUGGAGAUCUUGCAGUGCCUAGAAGAGAGAGGCACAUCCUGGCCAUUUCUCUUCCAUUCAGCAGAGCAAGGCUCUGGGAAAUACUGUGUCCUGCGCAACGCGGCCUCAGACCGUCACAUCCGCCUCCUGCCUGUGGCAUUCUACAGCCUCACCCCUCGCUUCCCCCGGGAGCUCCUCCGGCGAGAGCCGACCUUCCUCCUCGUGGCACUCGACUUGUACAUCCAGCUGCUACGGCUCUUUGUGGAAGGAGAGGUCCUGCCACAGUCUGAGCAAGACCCCACAGAGCAUUCCUCUUGUAUUGUGCAGGAUCCCUUGGAGGUGAUCUCCGUGGCCCGGCAGUUCCUGAUGGGAGCCAUCCCACAGUGCCUCGUCCAGAGCUUUGGGAACAUACAGCCGCUCCUGGCCACCUGUGAGGAACUUGACCCAGAGCUGGGAGCCACUCUCCUGCACUUCUCCAGGCCUGCUGUGGCUAUGGAGCUGGAGGAAGAGCUGGAACUGUUCUGAGCAAGGAGCAGACACUGGCACAGCACAACAC